GAAUCGGCCAACUGGAAGGGGCGGGGACCGUCCUCUGCGGACGUUUGAGCCUCGGCGGCCUCCGUCCCGCAGCAGGUUCGGGAGUAGGCGCGGCCGGUGCAGCCGAGGACCGCGACUCUGCCGGCCAUGGAGUUUGACUGUGAGGCCGUGAGGCGGCUGCUGGGCAAGUACAAGUUCAGGGAUCUGACGGUAGAAGAGCUGAAGAAUGUGAACAUGUUUUUCCCGCACUUCAGAUAUUCCAUGGACACCUACGUUUUCAAAGAUACUUCCCAAAAAGAUCUGCUGAACUUCACUGGUACUAUUCCUGUGAUGUAUCAGGGUAAUACGUACAACAUACCCAUUCGCUUCUGGAUUUUGGAUUCUCACCCUUUUGCUCCACCCAUUUGCUUCUUGAAGCCAACUGCAAACAUGGAAAUCUCAGUUGGAAAACAUGUGGACGCCAAAGGCAGAAUAUACUUGCCCUAUCUCCAAAACUGGAGCCAUCCUAAGUCUGUCAUUGUUGGAUUAAUUAAAGAAAUGAUCGCCAAGUUUCAAGAGGAACUUCCUCUCUAUUCGGUGCCCUCAUCCACCGAAGCACAGCAGGCCGACUUGCUAGCCUAUAUUGCGAACAUCACUGAAGGUGUCUCAGACACAAAUUCAAGGGGCCGGACAAAUCAUGAGAGUAAAAUAGCAAAUAAAAUCACUGUGGUCGGAAGUGGAGAUUUGGGUAUUGCCUGCACAAUGGCAAUUUCAGCAAAGGGCAUUGCAGACAAGCUGCUCCUUUUAGACCUCUCCGAUGGGACUAACCAAGGAACGAUGGACCUUGAUAUCUUCAACCUGCCUAAUGUAGAGAUCAGCAAAGAUUUGUCUGCCUCUGCUCAUUCCAAGGUGGUGAUCUUCACAGCCAACUCUUUGGGUGGUUCUGAAUCCUACCUUCAUGCCGUGCAAAGCAAUGUGGACAUGUUCAGAGCUCUUGUCCCGGCUCUGGGACAUUACAGUCAACAUGCUGUCUUGCUUGUUGCAUCUCAACCAGUGGAAAUCAUGAGCUAUGUGACGUGGAAGCUGAGCACAUUUCCUGCAAAUCAAGUGAUUGGGAUUGGAUGCAAUCUGGACUCACAGAGAUUACAAUACAUUAUUACCAAUGUUUUGAAGGCACAGACUCCAGGCAAAGAAGUAUGGGUUAUUGGUGAACAGGGAGAAAACAAAGUGUGCUCAUGGAGUGGCCGCGACGGGGUGAUGAGUCCUAGCUCUCUGGCACAGCUGUCCAGCAGAGCCAUGGAACUGUUGAGGGUAAAGGGUCAGAGAUCUUGGUCUGUUGGCCUGUCUGUGGCUGACCUGGUGGACACUAUUGUAAACAAUAAAAAGAAGGUGCAUUCUGUAUCAACUCUAGCAAAGGGAUGUUAUGGUUUAGAUAAUGAAGUGUUCUUAAGUUUGCCAUGCACCCUGGGAACCAGUGGAGUAUCUGAAGUCAUCAAAACCCGUGCAGGAGAAGACACAGUGACUGAGACACUCCAAAACAGUGGAUCUUCAAUCCACAGUCUCCAGCAACAGCUGAAACUCUGAUGCCCGAGGGCAGUCACCUGACGGGGGGGAAGCUUAUUUAAUUUUGCCAGCACACACAGUUUUGGCAACUUCCACAAUUUGGUAUUUCACAAACAGCCUUUAAGUAGACGACAUCUUAGUUAGAUUUAUAAUUUGAAUCCUUGAGAAGUUAGAAGACGGGAAAGGAUCUGAUUUCUUUUGGAGUUUCUGUUGUUUAGAGCUGUCACUUUAAACCGCACGUCCUAACUUCAGCACACCUAGCACUUUAGAGAUGUUCUGAAAUAAGUGCACUCCUUAAAGGUUCUCACUGGACACUCAUUCUGAGCAUGGUAAGCUGAAGGCAGGGUGGGCACAGAGCCUGUGGCAGGUGUACGUUCAGAGACUCCUAGCUUCACGGCUCUAUUUGUGUCUUCUGCACCAUCCCAUUGGUAAUAAUGGCAAAGUGUUCAGAGACUCCUAGCUUCACGGCUCUACCUGUGUCUUCUGCACCAUCCCAUUGGUAAUAAUGGCAAAGUGUUUUACUUUCCUUCUUCAAGUUCACCUACAUUAGAAAGGAUUUUAGUAUGCUUUAAAUUGGUUAAAUGGAAUUUUAAAUAUAUGAAAAAUAAUAUAUGAUUUAAUUUCUUUUUUUUAAAUAUAAUUUUUUUAUUGAAAAAAAAAAGAUUUCCGCCUCCUCCCCGCCUCCCAAUGAUUUAAUUUCUAAUGAUACUUCCUCUCUGAAAAUUUCUAGAAUAACCUUUUCUUGGGCUAAAAGAUCUCAAAUGUAUCUUAAAAUUGUAUCAGUAGAAAGAGAGAGAUGCAUGUUUCUGUAAAGAGUAACAGCCGAGCAGUAUAUUUUGAAAGCAAAAUGUGAGGCUUUCAUAAAAAAAACAUUGUUCUUAAAGGAGAGAGGCCCUGGUCGUCUGCUUCCGAGUGAGCCUUAGUCUCCCCAGAGGAAACAGUUGUGACUGUCUGUGCCUUGGUGGUUGGUCAGUCAGUAUUAACAUGUGGAGCGACACACGGUGGCUGUUGUGACACACAGGUGACAACUCCUAUAUAUUGAGCUCUUAUAUGUAGAGUCCUGACAUCGACUGGCCAAGGUAGGGACUAUUUAUCUUCAUCAGAGAGGAGGAGACUGCACUUUGGUGUCUAAGAUUGCUGGGUUCUAAGGAUGUUACUUAGCUGUACAACCUCUACUUUUAUAGGUAGCAACAGAGGCUGUGGGGGAGCCUAGAGGCCUAAAAGCCAAGCUGUCAACUAACUAAAGUUGAGGCUUAGGAUACUAUGAAAGAAUUGCUUUUAUUUUCAUAUGGGAGUUUUUUUUUUUUUUUUAAACAAGGUCUUUAUGUAGUCCUAGCUGUCUUGAAGCUUACUACCAUAGACCAGGCUGGCCUCCAGCUCACAUAGUCUCUGCCUUCCCAGUGCAGGGUUUAAAGGCAUGCACCGCCACACCUGGCUAUAUUUUUUAAAGUAUUUUUUUUAUAAAGAUUGAUUAGCCUGACCCCCAGAGACUCAGCAGAUAGCAGAGGUGGUAUGUGCCAAAGACGGUGUUUGUUUAUUUAGUCGUUCAGCUAGCAUUUAUUAGGAGCUUCUCACAACAGAAAACACUAUUGCUGAACAUGCCUAUAUUAGGGACAAGCCCUGGUACUUACGGAUUAGCAGAGGAACCCAAUAACAAAAUAGCACAUGAAUGCAAGUGUGCUAAGUACAGUGAAAUCCAGAGUGUUUGGAAUCCAGGCUGCUCGGAGAGGAGCUCAGGGGUUUGUGAGGUAGGAAGGAGUCAUGACACUGGGUACUUACACUGACAAGCGAAUGUUGAGGAAGUAGAAGAGACGUGCUGAGGAAGACUUCCUCCAGACUCAACUGGGUUAAACCUUGGCCAUACAGGCUAGGGAUGUAGCUCAGUAGUUAGGUGCUUGCCUGAUAAGAAUAGGGCCCUGGGUUUGGUCCGAGAACCACAACACUUGGGGUUGUUGAGGAGGUAAGCAUUAGCUCUUUGUAAAUGAUUUUGGUGUUGUUUUUACUGACCUUUUGUACGAGAUAGGAAGGUAAAGUUGAAACAACAAUUUCUUAUGUGGUUUAGUGUUUUCUACUAGGUGAUAACUAAUUAGGAAUUCAGUAAUUCCUAAAAUAGAAUUUCUUUUCUCUUCAUUUGUUUUUGGUUUAUUUUUGUUGGUUGUUGCAGGAGGGCCGCUUGUUGGUUCCCAGCUGCUCAGCCCCAAAAUAAUCACACAAAAACUAUAUUAUUUAUAAUACUGUUUGGCCAAUAGCUUAACCAUAUUUCUGAUUAACUCAUAUCUGAAACUAGCCCAACUCUAUUAAUCUGUGCAUCACCAUGAGGUCAUGACCUACCAACAGUUUCAGCACGUCUGUCUCUGGCAGGCUACAUGGCUUCUCUCUGCCUCCUUUUUCCCAACAUUCAGUUUAGUUUUCCCUGCCUAUCUACCCUAUCAGGUCAAGCCAGUUUCUUUAUUAACCAUUGGUACUCACAGCAUACAGAGGGGAAUCCCACAUCAGUUGGUUGAUUGGUUUUUCUAGACAGGGUUUCUCUGUCUAACUGCUCUGGCUAUCCUGGAACUCACUUUGUAGACAAAGUUGGCCUCAAACUCAGAGAUCUUUACUACUGCUGCUUCCCGAGUGCUGGGAGUGAAGGCGUUUGCUGCCACCUGGCUCUCUUCAUUUGUUUUUGAGACUAGUCUCUAACUCUCAGCAAUCAUCCUGCCUGAGCCUCAUGAGUGCUGGCUACCAUACCCAGCAACAAUUUUUGUUUUGUUUUGUUCUGUUGUGGGGAUCUAAACCAGGGUCUGAUGCAUUCUAGGCAAGGCCUCCAGGGUCUGAUACAUGCUAGGCCAGUACUCCAGGGUCUGAUGCAUGCUAGGCCAGGCCUCCAGGGUCUGAUGCAUGCUAGACCAGGCCUCUAGGGUCUGAUGCAUGCUAGGCCAGGCCUCCAGGGUCUGAUGCAUGCUAGGCCAGGCCUCCAGGGUCUGAUGCAUGCUAGGCAAGGCCUCCACCAUUGUACUUCAUCUGGAACUUAGUUUCUAAAAUCUAAUAACUCUCUUGAACAAUAAACCAAUUGCAGGAUGUUAUAACAGCAAACUGCCAAGAAUUAUGUUGAUUAUAAAAAGAAAUGCCAAUACAACAGGUAUUUAUUGAGCACUCACUGUUAAUCCAAGUAUUUUGUUAGAAGUCUUUGUCUGUUCGCACAUUCCUCCAUUAAGUCAGGUGGCGCCAUCACCACCUCAUCUUGGUUUGGUGGUUAGUAAUCACAGUGCGUCUGUCUGGUAACUUUCAUUUUCUCCACAUGCUUUAAUGGUUUAGAUGAUGUUGAUUUGAUUAACCUUUAUAUUCUGUCAGUCUCAAAACCGGGGGGGGGGGGGGGGGGAGGCAGUGUACAGUGUUUGCGUAUUUCUCACCUGAGGCACGGGUGCAGGCUCUGCAAUAGUGCUCACUUCCCAGGUAAUAUCUGCUGUCCGAUAAGUUUCAGUCCCACAUCGUUAUAAAUCCUGAUUUUUUUAACCUUAUUAUGUUCUGAAAUUCAAGCUUUCAUGAAAGACUAGUGAAAGAUUUAUUUCCUCAUUUAAAAAAGAUACUGUGUUAAGUAAAAUGGUUUUUCUUGCCAUCUGACAAGGAGGAGAAACCCUCAUUUUUCCAAAGUCAUGCAGUACCUCAUGGUUUUUAUCGGGGGUUGGAUUAAAAUGCUUUUUGAUACUGUAAGGUAUAUUUUUCAUUUUCUGGUUUAUAUUGAUUACCUAAAAUAUAAAAAAUAAUGAACAAAAUAAAUUUUGACUUUAAAAGGAC
This is a messenger RNA of Alexandromys fortis (reed vole), 5298 nucleotides long. RefSeq names its product UEV and lactate/malate dehyrogenase domains (gene Uevld). Lineage: Eukaryota; Metazoa; Chordata; Mammalia; Rodentia; Cricetidae. The record is from RefSeq and is a predicted model, not a curated record. The transcript is spliced from 12 exons. Gene Ontology annotation, molecular function: L-lactate dehydrogenase (NAD+) activity; ubiquitin binding. Gene Ontology annotation, biological process: lactate metabolic process; endosome to lysosome transport; protein transport. Gene Ontology annotation, cellular component: ESCRT I complex. The coding region runs from base 127 to 1542 and encodes 471 amino acids.